UCCUUUUCUGACCGCCGCCAGAAGCUCCAGGCUCGGACUGGCAGGUCUCGUCCCGCCAACCGGCCCAGUUUCCCCCCGUCCUGCUCAAGUCCAGACCCGGGAGGAACCCGCGCCAGACGGAACCAAACGGACUGAGUGAGUCUUCCUUACUGGACGCGGCACCAUAACCCCCAGGAAUCCCAAGAUCCCGCGGGGAAAGAGACUUUUUGCAGAAAUUGACUUGGGCCGCGACGGCCUCUGGGAAAUGUAGUCCGGUGCAGGAAAGCAGCGGACCUUUUCAGAUGCUUCCCAGCACCAAGUUGCACUCCCACAGGCUGCGAGCGCCGGGAUCCAGGGAAGCUGCUGGCGUAAAACUCGAACCGAGCCUCCUCGGCCGAUCUGGGCGCCUAGGAACGCAGCGUUCUGCCUUCUCAGGCCCUGUUCAUUCCCAGAAAGAGGAAAUGACUGAGUUCCAGCUUGAAGAACUUCUUUCAGCAUUUCUUCUAAGGAGUGUGUUGUUACAGGAAACAGUGACUUUCAAAGAUGUGGCGAUUGACUUCACCCAGGAAGAGUGGCAACAAUUGGAUCCUGCUCAAAGGAACCUGUACAGGAAUGUGAUGCUAGAAAACUAUAACAACUUAAUCACAGUGGGCUGUCCAUUCACCAAACCUGAUGUGAUUUUCAAGUUGGAGCAAGAAGAAGAACCAUGGGUGACGGAGGAAGAAGUGUUAAGGAAACACCAUCCAGGAGAAAUAUGGAGAAACGUUGACCAUCAGAAUAUACAGGACAGACUUUUGACACAACUUGGAGAUAAGUUCAUAAAAACUUUGACUGAAGAAAAAGUCAGUGAAUGUCAUAAGAAAAUUUCUUACAUGUUUUCUCCAAACUCAAACUUUUUUCCUUCUAUUCACAACCUCUAUGACCCUAACUUAUUUGGAAAGUAUUUAGAACAUAAUUUUGACCAUCAAAAUAAUGAGAGAAUCCUUAUAAAAAAGGAAUACUGUGAAUAUAAUGAACCUAUGAAGUCAUCUGGCAAUAGCUCAUCACAUCUUGUAGUAACCCCCUUUAAGUGUAAUCAUUGUGGAAAAGGAUUUAGUCAAACCUUGGAUCUCAUCAGACACCUGAGAAGUCACACUGGAGAGAAACCCUAUGAAUGUAAAAAAUGUAGGAAAGCCUUCAGCCAUAAGGAAAAACUCCUAAAACAUCAGAAAAUUCACAGUAGGGAACAGUCUUAUGAAUGUAAUGAAUGUGGGAAAGCUUUCAUUAAAGUGUCAAAUCUCAGUAGACAUCAAAGAAUUCAUACUGGAGAGAAACCUUAUGCAUGUAAGGAAUGUGGGAAAUUCUUCAGCCAGAAAUCCAAUCUUAUUGAUCAUGAAAAAAUUCAUACUGGAGAGAAACCUUAUGAAUGUGAUGAGUGUGGAAAAGCAUUCAGCCAGAAGCAAAGCCUCAUUGCACAUCAGAAAGUUCAUACCGGGGAGAGACCUUAUGCAUGUAAUGAAUGUGGUAAAGCUUUCCCUCGAAUUGCAUCCCUUGCUCUUCAUAUGAGAAGUCAUACAGGAGAAAAACCUUAUAAAUGUGAUAAAUGUGGAAAAGCCUUCUCUCAGUUUUCCAUGCUUAUUAUACAUGUAAGAAUUCAUACAGGUGAGAAACCCUAUGAAUGUAAUGAAUGUGGCAAAUCCUUUUCUCAAAGUUCAGCCCUUACUGUCCAUAUGAGAAGUCAUACUGGUGAGAAACCGUAUGAGUGUAAGGAGUGUAGAAAAGCCUUCAGCCACAAGAAAAACUUCAUUACACACCAGAAGAUUCAUACUAGAGAGAAACCUUAUGAAUGUAAUGAAUGUGGGAAAGCAUUUAUUCAGCUGUCAAAUCUCGUUAGACACCAGAGAAUUCACACUGGAGAAAAACCCUAUAUAUGUAAAGAAUGUAGCAAAGCCUUUAGCCAGAAAUCAAAUCUCAUUGCUCAUGAAAAAAUUCAUUCUGGGGAGAAACCCUAUGAAUGUAAUGAAUGUGGUAAAGCCUUCAGCCAAAAGCAAAACUUUAUUACUCAUCAAAAAGUCCACACUGGAGAGAAGCCUUAUGGUUGUAAUAAAUGUGGUAAAGCUUUCUCUCAAAUUGCAUCCCUUACUCUUCAUCUUAGAAGUCACACGGGGGAAAAGCCUUAUGAAUGUGAUAAAUGUGGGAAAUCCUUCUCUCAGUGCUCAUUGCUUAACUUACAUAUGAGAAGUCAUACAGGUGAGAAGCCCUAUGUAUGUAAUGAAUGUGGAAAAGCUUUCUCUCAAAGAACUUCCCUUAUUGUGCACAUGAGAGGUCAUACUGGUGAAAAACCCUAUGAAUGUAAUAAAUGUGGAAAAGCCUUCUCCCAAAGCUCAUCUCUCACUAUACAUAUACGAGGUCAUACAGGUGAGAAACCCUUUGACUGCAGUAAAUGUGGAAAAGCCUUCUCUCAAAUCUCAUCUCUUACACUACAUAUGAGAAAACAUACAGGUGAGAAGCCUUAUCAUUGUAAUGAGUGUGGUAAGGCUUUCAGCCAAAAAUCACAUCUUGUUAGACACCAGAAAAUUCAUACUCUUUAGAAAUAGAAACCCUAUGAAUAUCGUGAAUAUGGAAAAACCUCCAGAAGGAAUUAGCACCUCCUUUCAUAAUACAUAAUUGAUUCUAGAACAGAAAACAAUGAAUAUGAGAAAGCCUUUUGAAGAAGUUACACAUUCAUGAAACAUGAGAAUUCUUACCAGGGUUACAAAUUGUAUAAUGAAAAAGCUGAUCAUCAAAAACUUUUAGCAUAUAUCUUAUCUACUAAUAAUAUUUAUUUAUCAUUUUUAUUAAAACCUGAAACAAGAUAUCUUCUGUCAGCUUGUCAACAUGAUACUUGGGCUCCUAGCCAAUGUAUUAUCAAGAAAAAGACUGGGGGAAAAGAGAAAUUAUAAAAAUAACCUUUUAUAUGAGAAGUCACUAGAAAAUGUGUUGAUAUAAAUUAUGUAAGACUAGACAGAAAAAUGAAUUACUAUAUAUGUAAAAUUAUAAAAUAUUUUGAAGAGCAUAAAAGAACACCUUAAAGAUUUAGAAAAAUAACACUGAAAAGACUUGGCAUUGUAAAAAAGUAGUUUUUCCCCCCCACAAAUCUCUAAAGUACUUAUAAAGUACUUUCACUUAGAGUUUUCAUUAGUUAGUUUUACUUUAAGAAUUUCGCAGGCUGAUUUAAAAUAUUAUAUUGGAAUAUAAAGGACUAAAGAUAGCUGAAAAAAAUGUGAAAAACCAAACAAAAGAGAAGACAGUAUACUAGAUAUCAUCACAUACUUUAUUUUAAACUGUGUCAUUUAAAUAAUGUGUUCUUGAGGGGUAAAUCAGCAGAAACAAAUUGAGGAUUAGAAGACAGAGAUAUGCAGAUUUUGUGUAUGAUACUGCUGUGGAAAUCAUUGGAUAAAGUAUGGCCUAUUUAAUAAAUGGAAGAUUCAUAUUAAUAAAAAGUAUUAGCUGUCUAUACCAUAUAUAAAAAUAAAAUCCAAAUAGAUUAAUGAACAAUAUAAAAAGCAAAAUUCUAAAACUAUGAUGAAAAUAGUAUAUAUUACUUUAGAGUAACAGGAUUUUUUAAAAAACACAAAUACGGAUCGAUCAAUUCUUUUUUGGUGUAUUGGUUUCAAAGGCACCUACAUAUGUGCACAAAGAGAUAAUUGUGCUCACUGUAUUCUAUUUUGGUGUAUUAUCUUUAGAGCACCCACAUAUAUGCACAGAGAUAUAUAUGUUCACUGUAUUAUGCUUUCUAUUACUGCAGAUUGGACUUAGCAUAAAUUUCUAUUGAGAGGUAGAUCAAUAUGAUGUGAUUAUGUCUGUGAUGAAUACAAUAUUUACAGAAUACAAAUUUGACAUAGUUACACGGAUAGUUCACAAUAUAUAAUAUUAGGAGUAAAAAGCAAAGUGUACAAUAAAACAUGAUAUUUUUGUAUACACUUAAUACAAUAAUACAAAGAAUAGUACUGUGUAUUUACCAUGGAUCCAUAUAUUACCGUGGAUUCCACUUUUAUGAAAUGGAAAAAGUUUGGAGGGAGUGGCUAUAUUUACCUGUAAUAUCUCUUAAAGCAAGCAAGCAAAUAUGACAGUGGUAACAAAUCUGAUUGUCAAAAUUAUGUUGCUUUUGUUUAUAUUCUUUCUUGCCUUUCUUUAUUAUCUGUUUUUCUAAAAAAGAAUCAGGGUUGCAGGAAACCUGGACCCAUAGAAACAAUUUUUAAAUGGGUUCUUAUUUUUGAUCAAAUACAUUUAUAGAGAAUUCUCUUUGCUAAUACACAAACCAAGCCUGAAUUAAGAUAUGCUUUGCUUGCCGUGUCCUCAUGUUAAUUAGAAUAAUAAAAAUCAGUAGUAUAUUGCAUUUGAGGCCAGCUUUUUAAAAUUUAAUUUUUAUUUCAAACACUAUUUUUUCUCUAGUUGAAAAUAGUAAAAUAACAAAAGAAACAUUCAAUAUUUGGGAUAACCAACUCUCCAUUUGGGAGGAAAAAAUUGCCUGCAUUUGGGCUGGUCUCAGAUUGAGGGAGAGAGACCAUUCAUGCAUACUAUAAAAUGUGAUUAAUGGUCUAACAAGUCAAGCUCAAGGACUGUUGCCAACAUCAGAGCAGAAGCAAUUUCAAUAUAUCUCAACAAAGGUUUCUUUGGUUUCUGGAUUCUUAAAUGGGAAUGCAGAUGUUGGUGAUUUUAUAUAUGUCAGGUAAGGGCUCAGUGGAUGUGAAAGGUCACUACCACAGCUGUUUUAUAUUGAGGCCUUUCAAAUAUUUUUGGUACUCAAAUUUCCUUUUCUCUGAAUAGCCCAUUUAUAUAUUUUGUCUAUUUUUUUCUACUGGGACUUUCAAAAUGUUUUUAGUUAGAAAUAAGUAUAGAUUUAUAUGAGGUUAAAGUAACAAUACCCUAUAGUACUAUUUAAUUUGUAUACCCACAUUCAGUUUUCCCUAAUGGUAACAUCUUGUAUAACUAUAGUAACAGUAUCAUAGUUCCUCUACAGCUAAUGUGUCAUUUCUUUCAAAAACUUUUUCCUGUAUUUAGUUUUCUGAAGUUUGAUUGUUGUUUCUUGGCAUGAAUUUUGUUGGGUUUAUCCUGUUUGGGAGUUUGCUCUGCUUCUUGAAUCUGUAGGCUUAUGUUUAUUGCCAAAAUUGUGGAAUUUUCUGCCAUUAUUUCUUUGAAUGCUUUUUCAGCCUCACAAUCUUUACUGUUUCUUUGUAGGACUCAGCAUAGUUUUCCUCUGUUGUUCAUACUGGGUAAUUUCUCUAUGUUCAAGUUCACUGAUACUUUCUUCUGUCCUCUCAUUCUGCUCUUGAGCACAUCUAUUGAGUCUUUUAUUUUGGUUACCGUAUUUUUUUGCAUAAUAAAAUAAAAAAGUUCUCAGUCUUUUAUUAGAAUAACUUCUCUAAAAGCUUGAAUGGCUCACUAUAACACCCCCUAGGCAUAGACUGAGCAACCUCACUCUUCCAACUUGGUUACUGUAUUUUCCAGUUCAAAAUAUUCCAUUUUGUUCUUUGUACUCUUCCCUUUCCUUGCUAAAUUUUCUAUUUUCUUCAUGUGCACAAAAAAAUUUAAGUUUAACAUGAAAAUUGCAUAGU
This is a messenger RNA of Miniopterus natalensis, 5555 nucleotides long. Lineage: Eukaryota; Metazoa; Chordata; Mammalia; Chiroptera; Miniopteridae. The record is from RefSeq and is a predicted model, not a curated record.